Molecule: messenger RNA, 6498 nt
Organism: Polyodon spathula (Mississippi paddlefish)
Lineage: Eukaryota; Metazoa; Chordata; Actinopteri; Acipenseriformes; Polyodontidae
Product: latent-transforming growth factor beta-binding protein 4-like
Exons: 40
Coding region: 183-5939 (1918 amino acids)
Molecular function (GO): calcium ion binding
Source: RefSeq, a predicted model, not a curated record
UCCAAGCAAGCUUUGAACCUUGCUUGCUUUCUUUUUUUCGUGCGUGUGUGCAUGUGUGUGUGUGUGUGUCUGUGUAUUUCUGUUUGGUCGUCAUGUAUUUUGGGAAAAGGGGAGCGACUCACAGCUAAGUCACAGCGGGUGAACAGUAAAAGAGAAAAUUCUUCUCCGACGUUUCCUCUGGGAUGAACAGAGACAUGGACCUGCUUCGAUCUGCCCUGCUGUUUUACUUCUUUGCCUUUUUCCCCUCCCCAGCCAGGAAUCAAAACCCUGCGGGCGAACGCAUUAAAGUGCUGUUCACUCCAACCAUCUGCAAGGUGCGUUGCAUCGGGGGUCGCUGUACCAACCACUGUGAGAGAGGCAAUGUCACCACCGUCUAUAGCUCUGAGAGGGGGCAUUCAGCCCCUGGAGAUGGCUUCAGAGUCUUCUUAUGCCCGCUGCUGUGUCAGAAUGGCGGAAUUUGUAUGCAGAAGGACCGCUGUCUCUGCCCCCCGAAUUUUACAGGGAAAUUCUGCCACAUCCCGGUCUCCUCCUCAACCAAUGAGAUUGAAGGGGCAGCCCAGAAUGAAGCGGCAUCUUCCAAUAAGAAGGGACUGACCCAGUCUGUGUACACCCUCCCACUGCACAGCCACCAAUCACAGCAAAGUGGAGGCUCGGAGGUGGUGAAGGUGCAUGUGCAGCACCCCCUAGAGGUCAGCGUGAACAUACAUCAGGUGCAGCGUGUGAGAGAGGGGCCGGUGCAGGAGCAGGGCGAUGCCAGCACACACAGGAGGGUGCCGGUGCCCAGGAUCCAGGCUCAGACCAUCCGUGGAGACUCCAGCUACUCAGAGUCAUCCGGAUUCGGAUAUUGCUUCCAAGAAGUCCGGAACGGCCAGUGCAGCUCCCCUCUGCCUGGACUGAGGACACAGGAGAUCUGCUGCCUAGGUCAGGGGAAGGCAUGGGGCAUCAGUGAAUGUGCCCUGUGUACAUCCAACCAGGGGAGUGGUGCUGGUGUGGAGGGAGGCUGUCCGAAGGGUUUUGAGAGGAUCAAUGGAACACAGUGUGUGGAUGUUAACGAGUGCUCGCUGCCCGGGUUCUGUCAGAACGGGGAAUGCAUCAACACACGAGGAAGCUACAGCUGUGUCUGCAAGACAGGCUACAUACUGGAUGCUUCUCAAGGUCGCUGCAUUUCCCACAUGGUGAUCUCAGAGUUGAAGGGGCAAUGUUACAGAAUCCUGAAGAUGGGGUUCUGCACGCUGCCCAUCCUAAGGGACAUCACCAAGCAGAUCUGCUGCUGCAGCAGAGUGGGCAAAGCCUGGGGCCGGACCUGCGAGAGGUGCCCGCCCUUCGGAUCAGAGGAAUUUAAGGAGAUUUGCCCAGCAGGGCCAGGUUACCACUACUCAGCUUCCAGUGUUAAAAUCAACCAGGAGCGGCAAACUCCAGUGGCGCCCCCUAGAGACCAAAAGCCCCCUCUGACUCUUAAUGUGGGCAACGAGAGAGAGGUGAGGCUGCCACCGAGAACAGAGAGACCAGUGCAACUAAUCCAACCAGUAAGACCAGUACAACCAGUACAGACAUCCACCGUCACCACCAUUACCCACGCUGCAACACGUGCCCCAGAAGUGCGAGUGUGUGACCUGAACCCUCAGAUCUGUGGAGCGGGGCGCUGCCUAAAGCAGAGAGGAGGAACCUACACCUGUCUCUGCAACCAGGGCUACCACAUCAACCCCCAGCAGACACGAUGCGUGGAUGUAGAUGAGUGCAGUCUGAGUCCACGGCCCUGCACUAAUGGUCAGUGUGAGAAUACAGCUGGGAGUUACCGAUGCCUGUGUCAGUCUGGGUUUAGACUGGGGCCGCAAGGAGCCAGCUGCACAGAUACAGACGAGUGCCGGCAGUCCCCCAGCCCCUGCACUAACGCACGCUGUGAGAACACGCCCGGCAGCUACAGGUGUGUCUGCGCUGCUGGGUACCAGCUGGAUCACCAGGGAGCUGAGUGCACAGAUAUCAAUGAGUGUGAGAAUGCUUUAACCUGCCCUGGUCAGGAAUGUGUUAAUUCCGCUGGCUCCUUCCAGUGUGUGCGCUGCCAGCCUGGUUACAAGCUACAGAACGGCAGAUGUACAGAUGUAAAUGAGUGCAGUCUGAGUCCACGGCCCUGCACUAAUGGUCAGUGUGAGAAUACAGCUGGGAGUUACCGAUGCCUGUGUCAGUCUGGGUUUAGACUGGGGCCGCAAGGAGCCAGCUGCACAGAUAUUGACGAAUGCCGCCUGACGCCACGACCUUGCUCCAUUGGCCAAUGUGAGAACACAGCGGGCAGCUAUAGAUGUGUGUGUCCCAUCGGCUACAAACUGAACUCUCAGGCAACCCAGUGCGUAGAUGUAGAUGAGUGCAGUCUGAGUCCGCGGCCCUGCACUAACGGUCAGUGUGAGAAUACAGCUGGGAGUUACCGAUGCCUGUGUCAGUCUGGGUUUAGACUGGGGCCGCAAGGAGCCAGCUGCACAGAUACAGACGAGUGCCGGCAGUCCCCCAGCCCCUGCACUAACGCACGCUGUGAGAACACGCCCGGCAGCUACAGGUGUGUCUGCGCUGCUGGAUACCAGCUGGAUCACCAGGGAGCUGAGUGCACAGAUAUCAACGAGUGUGAGAAUGCUGCAGCCUGCCCUGGUCAGGAAUGUAUUAACUCCGCUGGCUCCUUCCAGUGUGUGCGCUGCCAGCCUGGUUACAAGCUACAGAACGGCAGAUGCACAGAUGUAGAUGAGUGCAGUCUGAGUCCGCGGCCCUGCACUAACGGUCAGUGUGAGAAUACAGCUGGGAGUUACCGAUGCCUGUGUCCGACUGGGUUUAGACUGGGGCCGCAAGGAGCCAGCUGCACAGAUACAGACGAGUGCCGGCAGUCCCCCAGCCCCUGCACUAACGCACGCUGUGAGAACACGCCCGGCAGCUACAGGUGUGUCUGCGCUGCUGGGUACCAGCUGGAUCACCAGGGAGCUGAGUGCACAGAUAUCAAUGAGUGUGAGAAUGCUUUAACCUGCCCUGGUCAGGAAUGUGUUAACUCCGCUGGCUCCUUCCAGUGUGUGCGCUGCCAGCCUGGUUACAAGCUACAGAACGGCAGAUGUACAGAUGUAAAUGAGUGCAGUCUGAGUCCGCGGCCCUGCACUAAUGGUCAGUGUGAGAAUACAGCUGGGAGUUACCGAUGCCUGUGUCAGUCUGGGUUUAGACUGGGGCCGCAAGGAGCCAGCUGCACAGAUAUUGACGAAUGCCGCCUGACGCCACGGCCUUGCUCCAUUGGCCAAUGUGAGAACACAGCGGGCAGCUAUAGAUGUGUGUGUCCCAUCGGCUACAGACUGAACUCACAGGCAACCCAGUGCGUAGAUGCAGACGAGUGCCGGCAGUCCCCCAGCCCCUGCACUAACGCACGCUGUGAGAACACGCCCGGCAGCUACAGGUGUGUCUGCGCUGCUGGAUACCAGCUGGAUCACCAGGGAGCUGAGUGCACAGAUAUCAAUGAGUGUGAGAAUGCUUUAACCUGCCCUGGUCAGGAAUGUGUUAACUCCGCUGGCUCCUUCCAGUGUGUGCGCUGCCAGCCUGGUUACCAGCUACAGAACGGCAGAUGUACAGACGUGGAUGAGUGUCGGGGCUUGUCAGUCUGCGGCACUAAUGGGCAGUGCUUGAACACAGACGGCUCCUUCCGCUGUGACUGCAAGAUCGGAUUCAGGUCAGACAGCAGUGGGCGACAGUGCAGGGAUAUCAACGAGUGUCUGGAAGGGGACUUCUGUUUCCCGCACGGCGAAUGUCUCAACACUGAAGGGUCGUACAGCUGUCUGUGUUCCGAAGGAUACAAAGCCACCCCAGACAGAGGCUUCUGUAUAGAUGUGGAUGAGUGUGCCAGGCCGGAGCUGUGCCAGGAUGGCAGUUGUACCAACACCCUGGGCUCCUUCGAGUGUGCGUGCCAACCCGGCUUUGCCACCAAUCCAGAAAAGACUGCCUGCCUUGACGUUGAUGAGUGUGCAGAGUCGAGGGGAGCGGUGUGUGGACCCCGACGUUGUGAGAACACCAUCGGCUCCUUCCAUUGCAUCACUUCCUGUGAGCCCGGCCACAGGGUCACUGCCAGUGGGGACUGUGUGGAUAUCAACGAGUGUGCGAACAACACCGUCUGCGGUGACCACGCCUUCUGCCAGAACCUGAUUGGCUCGUACCAGUGUUUGUGUGACCAGGGCUACGAGGCAGGACGAAAUGGGCAGACCUGUGUGGAUGUGAAUGAGUGCGACAGCAUGCAAGGUGCCUGCGGGGCAGCGCGCUGUGAAAACGUGGAGGGUUCCUUCCUGUGUAUCUGCGGCCGGGACAGUGAGGAGUUCGACCCCCGAACGGGACAGUGCAUCAGCCGGAAUGGGGAAGCCCAGAGGCUUCCCACUGGGGGAGCACCUAGACCAGAACCCUCCCUUCCACGCAGUGAUGUCAGAGAGUGCUACUACAACACCCGUGACGCAAACGUGUGCCAAAACGUACUGAAGCGCAACACCACCCUACAGGAGUGCUGCUGUACUGUGGGGGAGGCCUGGGGGGUGAACUGUCAGCUGACUCCCUGUCCGGCACCUGGAACAGCUGAAUACCAGUCUGUGUGCCCCAGCGGAAAGGGAUAUGUGACCUCUGCUCUGGGCUCCUUCAGUUACAAAGAUGUAGAUGAGUGCACACUUUUCAGUGCUGCAGUGUGUAAGAAUGGCGUGUGUGUGAACACGAUCCCGGGCUACUCCUGCUACUGUCCCAACGGAUACUACUACGAUCAAACGCAACUGGAGUGCGUGGAUAACGAUGAGUGUUUGGAGGAGGAGUCCUGUCUGGGAGGGAGCUGUGUCAACACUAUGGGCUCGUAUUACUGCUCCUGCGAGUCCCCUCUCAUCCUGGACGCAGCCCAGCGAGAGUGCAUCGCUAACAUCAGCCAGUCUGCCGAUGAAAACCUGGCAUACUGCUGGCAGGAGUUAGGAGAAGAUUUAAUUUGCAACCGGCCGUUGCUGGAUAGGCAGAUCACUUACACAGAGUGCUGUUGCCUGUAUGGACUGGCCUGGGGUAUAGAGUGUGCACUCUGCCCCGCCCAAGACUCAGAUGAUUAUGAAGCCCUGUGUGACGUCUUGAGAUCCCCAGCUUAUGGACCCCCUGACGAGCCCUAUGCUGGGGAAUAUGGACCAGGCUUCAGGGGGGAAUACGAACCUCCAUACAGUACCGACACCUUUGCUGAACCCCCUCCUAGAGGCAGAACCCCAGACUAUCUCAGACCCGGGAGGUACGAAGACUACCCCUCCCGUGGAGGUAGGCUGCCAAGCUACGGGUCACGCUCUCGCUCCGCGGCUUCAUACGGACCACCCGAGGAGAGCCCAUACAGACGCAGUGGCCCCAGUCAGAGCUACGAUCUGGGGGAUUUCGAACCUGAGCUACCCUAUGCCUCAGAGCCCAGACCCCCCUUUGGCAGAGCGGAGCCCCAGGUAGAUCCCUCUUACGAAUCCCGUCGAGGGAGGUACAGACCCCUGAGCCCCCAGUCUGCGGGACCCCCCUUUGAGCCAGACGAGCCCUCGGCCCCUUGGCUGCAGUACAGACCCAGAGGGACGGCCCCCUACCCAGAGUACCCUGACCGGCCACUGGGGGGCAUCAGGAGAGAGACCUAUGAGAGCAGAUACGAGCAGUACGAGAGCCUGAGCGCGGAGGAGUGCGGGAUACUGCACGGCUGUGAGAAUGGCCGCUGCAUCCGAGUGCCGGAGGGCUAUACCUGUGACUGCUAUGACGGUUACCACCUGGAUAUCACUACAAUGACUUGCAGAGAUAUAAACGAGUGUGAGGAGGCGGAUGAGCCCUCCAUCCAGUGUGUGAACGGACAGUGUCUCAACACAGACGGCUCCUAUCAGUGUGUUUGCCUCCGUGGCUUUGUGAUGUCAAGACAACGCAAUUACUGCAUCCCGGCACGACCAGGGCAGUGAGGGGAUAGAACACGACACACUCACUCACUCACACGCCAAAGAGUUCAGACUUUACUGUUUCCAAACAUGUUUAUUCAAACACGGGGUAUUUUUUUAAUUCAGAUAUGAUAUAAAGGCCAGGGAGGUAUUUAUUUUAAUUUUUGUGAAUAUUUAAAUGAUUGCUUUUUUUGUUUGUUUAUUUUUAAUAAGUAAACACAUUCUACUUUUGCAAUGACACUCUCUUUCUCUCUUUUGCUGAUAUAUUUGCAACGUGGCAAAAUCGACCAGCGUUCCCUUUAUCCUCAGUGUUUUCCAACAUUUUGUCUCUAUCCUUCUCUGUUGACGGCAAUAUUAUUUAAUAUUACGUGUUCUGUAUUUUAUCUUUGCAUUGGUAGAGGAUUCUUAUUUACUGAGUAAUAAUAAUUAAAACAAAAAAAUUAUUAUAGACUGUUCUACAUGGCUUGAAAUUGUGAGAAAUGUGCAGAACAUUUGUCCAGUCCAUUCUAACAAUCUCGACCAAUAUCCAUAUUGUCAUUCUUUUGUAUUUAAAAUAAAAUUUCACUUUGGUUAUUAGUAUUAA